AUGCAGUGCUAUGCAGCUUGGUAUGCGCAUGUUCCUGGAUUGAAGGUUCUAGAUCCAUAUUCUGCAGAAGAUUUUUUUUUUAGAUGCUUGAUGAAAGCGGCAAUUAGGGAUCCAGAUCCUGUUGUUUUCCUGGAAAAUGAACUUCUUUAUGGUGAAUCAUUUCCUGUUUCUGCUGAGGUACUUGAUUGUAGAUUCAGUCUUCCAAUCGGCAAGGCUAAGGUAGAGCGACAAGGAAAAGAUGUUACAAUCACUACAUUCUCCAAGAUGGUUGAAUAUGCUCUUCAGGUGUCUACCGAUAUACUGGCCAAGGAGGGUAUCAGUGCUGAGGUAAUCAAUCUUCGUUCAAUUAGGCCACUCGAUAGAGCUGCUAUUAAUGCAUAUGUGAGGAAAACCAAUAGAUUAGUAACCCUUGAAGAAGGCUUCCCUCAACAUGGGAUUGGCACCGAAAUAUGUCCCUAUGCUGUCAACCUUGAGAGGAUGGCUGUUCCGCAGGUAGAUGACAUUGUACGAGCAGCAAAACAGGCUUGCUACCGAGCAGUACCAAUGGCAGCAACGGCCUAA
Molecule: messenger RNA, 561 nt
Organism: Phragmites australis (common reed)
Lineage: Eukaryota; Viridiplantae; Streptophyta; Magnoliopsida; Poales; Poaceae
Product: pyruvate dehydrogenase E1 component subunit beta-2, mitochondrial-like
Exons: 8
Coding region: 1-561 (186 amino acids)
Biological process (GO): pyruvate decarboxylation to acetyl-CoA
Molecular function (GO): pyruvate dehydrogenase (acetyl-transferring) activity
Source: RefSeq, a predicted model, not a curated record